UCGUGCCUUCUUAUCAGCUGAACUGGAAAUUACCCUGUUAUACUGUAUUAUUAUUCCGUUCAACACAGCUCCACGUACAGUUAAAGUCAAUGGAAUAUUUAUCAUUGAAGAGAUAUAACAUACAUUUAAGCUUGCAGCUGCCACAUAACUGAAUAAAUUAAUGAUUCCAAGUGUCUCUAUUCCACUGUUGCUGGUUGUGGCUAUCUCAUGGUAGAUAGUGCACUGAAGGUUCUGAGCCAUGGGAAACACCUGGACCUCUAAGUUGAAUGAAAAAUGCAACAAACUGGACUUCUACCAGAAGGUGAAGUCAAAACCAGCCGGAGAAGAACUGAUCACCUGCUCUUUUGGCAGUUGGUGCCGGCGUCAGAAGAAUGAUUGUGGCUUCUCGGACCAGGCUGACUACACAUCCAAUAGAAAUUGUCUUCUGCAUUUGAAUGGUUCCCUUAAGGCUGAUACCAUGGAGGGGAGGUUUUUUAGGAGUGGAUUUAAAUCUCGCCAUGAAGUGAUGAUCUAUGAAAAAGAAACACAAAGCUGUUUGACUAUCCGACUCCCAGCGCUGAGCUCCCCUGACAUGGUAGCCUAUGUUCACAGCAACAGGAUCAGGCGGAGGCGAAGAAACAUUCCAUCCACACGUGUUGUUGCUUACCAUGAUGGCUCCAUCAUAGUGCAGGUGAACUCAGCUCGCCAUCCAUCUUUUUCAAAGUUUUAUGUGAUCAACCUAGAGCUGCAGAUGUGCACCUGUUACUUUAUCCUGUACACAUCCAUCAGCAGAUGGUUUGAGGCGUACGUCUCCCCCAGCUGGACAAAUAUUGUGCUGCGUCCAGACAUGCGCUAUCAUUUUCACACCAACGUCAAUUACAAUGUUCAGGUUAUGAAAUGCAGCUCCCCAAAGCAGCAGAUGAUUUCCGUACACAAGUCCGCAAACUUCCUCCCCCACCACAGCCUUACCUACAACAGUCAGCUAGGGGAUGAUCAUAUUAUAGCGGCCAAACACAGGAGUAUUCAGAUUUAUGUAACAGAAACUUGGUCAGCUACUGAGCAGCAUAUUUUGCCUAUUGCUAACGCUAGCAUUCAACAAAUCAGGUCUAGCCCAUCAGGAGAAUACAUUGCCGUAAGGUACACCUACCCAGCUGAUGGAUGCUGCUUCAAUCGUAUCUUGAUUCUCCACUACCCCCAAUUCUCUCAUGUUAUCCAGGUGGAUGUUCGAGGUGCGUACUGGCCUGUCUCUGAGUUGGUCAACAUGCAAGUUUUCCCAAGGUUUUCACUCAGUGAGUUGUGUUUUGCCGUGAUGAAGCAGCACAACUACGGGAGGAAGGUUUUUGUUUACAAGCUUCCCAUCCAGCACCGCUCGCUGAAAGACAUCUGCCGCCGCGCCAUUUUACACCUAGUUAAUGCCAAGGAUAUUCCAUUGUUGCCAAUACCUUUGUCUCUGAAAUAUUAUCUUGCUCACCUCUCAGUGUGAGGAUUUAAAAACAUGGAUCUGGAGUAUGGUUUAUUUUAUACAUACAUGAAACAAAGCUAAUGUGCAAUGUUUUUUUUAACAAUUUUAACAAGGAGGGGCUGCUUCUCUAUCAUGCUCAUUUUUAAUAAAAAUUAUUUUAUUGUGUUGUGUUGAUAAAAAUGUGAAUCUGAACUGCUUUAAUAGUGAUGUAUUAAACAAGAAAAUUUAACCCCUGUUUUACUUAAAGAAAAUGUUUUGUUUAAAAACAUUUACUUACUGUAACAGGCAAAAAAAUAUAAAAUUAUAAUUUAACUAUUUUCCUGAUAUUACUUUUGUGCUUACAAGCCUUUGUUUAAUAAAUAAGUGCUGUCAUUAUAUUUGAGUUUUUCCCUUUGAUGAACUAUUGUUCAGUAAUAGAUUUUAAACCACACAUUUCUAUGGUUGAUGAUUUUAGAAUAGGAUUAACAGAGAUCUGAAAAAAGUACAAGUGAUUGAAAUGCUGUAUUCAUUUUUUAAAUGCCAAUGAUGUAAUCAUUUUUUAAAAUGUUAUCAUUAAUAUCAAAAUGAUUUGUGGUCAUGUAAUUAUUUAAAAAAAAUGUAAAUAUGUCAAUAUGCACAAUUUCAAAAAUGUAAUAUGCAUCAUUUUAAUUUUUUUUCUUCAUAAAAAUAUUAUAUUAUGAUAGAAUUUAAAAUUUCUUUUAACAAAUUGUUUUCUGAACAUAAAAGAUAGUAGAUCUAAAGUUUCAUGAUUUGGCUAUGUUCAGCUUUUAUUUAUCUAGUCUAAACUUGUGCAAUAUACUGAAUAAUUAGCAUCCAAUGGUAGGUUUCCCCGGCACAUUGGUAGCAUGUUUAACCCUUUCAGUAUCCAAUCUUGCCGCUUGUGCACAUUUUGAUGUAAUUGUAUUCUGAACCUGCAUAGAGUUUUUGCUUAUAUCAUCUUGCCUUAUAGUGUGUAUCUUUGUUAAGUUAUUGUUGUAAAAAAAUGUACAGUUUUUCUGGCGAAGUACUUUUGCGAAAUAAAAUAAUUUGUUAUAACCUAAACAAUUUUAUAUCAGCAUUAAAUAACUAGAUUUAAAAUGGCUAAAUAAUUAUCAAUAUUGUUUUAAUAGUUAUUUAAAAAUGCGUAGCUGAGAUAAUGCUAUACCAAAGUUUUUUUGUUUUGCACCCCAUUCCAAAACAUUGUUCUGGCAUAGUGUCAAAGACUGUCACUGAGCCACCUUUACGAGUUACAUGGGGUAAGGACUGCUGGACAAAACAAUGCCUUCUUUAGCUGCAACUAUUAGAAGAGUUCAACCAAAGUGUUAGGUUGCUAGAGGGUAUCACUUCACUUAAUAUUUUUGUAUUUUUUUUUUUGGCAAUUUAAAAAAUUUAGAACUUUUUGUAUAGGACUAUAAUAGAUAUUAAUUCUGUUUUGUUUUAUUCUUUAUAAGUUUGAAUAGAGAUUUUACUGCCAUAUGCAUUUUAGUAAUUUGUGUUACGUACAAUGUUUUCUUUCAGUAUGUCCUACUUAUGCAAUUUUCUUUUAAAAACCUGCAUUAAAAAUGUACUUUUUAUAUUUUGAAACCUUCCUGUUCUUAUCAUUUUAAUUUUACCAAAAAUAUUAAUACUGUUACAAAAAUGUAUUACUUAGCAAAAUCUUUGGUGCCUUCUAACUAAAUUCUGCUCUGUUGAAUUAAUAUUUUUUUCCAAAGUGUGAUAAAAAAUGCUUUUAGAAUUUGAUGGUUUUAAAAUUAUUUUCUUGUAUUAUUUUAAUUAAAAAAAUGAAAAUGUUAUUUUAUUUUGGCAUUUUGUUGCAAAAAAUAAAAUGUAUGUUUAUUAUGCACUGGUACACAAAUCUUUAUGCAAUAAUAACACUCAGCACUUAAGUCUUUUAUAUUUGAUGAAAUUGUUAAUGCUAACGCUGUGCCUUUGCACAUAUAGAAAUUUUUCACUUCAAUAAUUCUAACCAUUGGAAGCAUUAAUUAAUAAUUUUUUGUUAUAGCUAUGCUGAUUUUUUAAAACUAUAAUUAUGUUUAUCUCAUGAUUUCUGAUGUAAUCCAAACUCUUAGAUAAAAUUAUAUAUAAAAUAUAGUUUUAUUUGGUGAGAUAUUUUUAAAUUUUCAUUUUUUCAAUUUCUAGAAUAUGGCCAUGUGAUCAAGAUUACUGCUAUAUUUGUUUUCUAACAGUGUAUGAUGUUUAGAACUGGUUGGGAUUUUGCAUAGUAAAAUAUUUUAAAAAUUCUAUAAGUACAAUCUAAUUUUAAACAUUAUGUUUUUGUUAUAUAUAUAAAAUCUUUAAAGAAAAAUUACCAGUGUAAAAACUUCUAUUCAGUAUUUGUUUCUUUUUUUUUAACAAGUAUAUCUUUUCUCUUUAUAUCUUGUAAUCUAUUUCACUGUCACAUUGAAAAGCUAUUUCACAUUUAAGAUAGAUGUAAAUCAAUUCAAUGCAGCUAUUUUAAAUUCAUUAUCGCAAUCAAUGGUUACUUUUAGACACAUGUAUUCUUCCUAUGUCAUUUUUUGACUUGUGCACUUUUUAAAAUUACCUCAAUGGACCAUUUAUAAAUUUUUCAAGACUUUUUCCCCAUUAUUCCUAUUAUUUUUAUUACUUGGAAAAGAAUGAUUUAAACUCUAUUGUUCUUCACUCCAGUGGGUAUCAUUAAGUAAUAUUUGAAGUAAAAGUUGUACUGCCCUAGUUUCCGUCAGUUAAUACUUUACAGUACUUAAUCUUUGUUCCGCCUUUACCUUUAUAGAAAAUAUAGUGUGCUGAGUUUUUAAAUUUUUCCGAUGUGAGAUUUGACAUUUUGACUCCUGUGGUCCAUGCACAUUCCUCUUACCCCAGGGGUCCAGGAUCCCCUGCGUAAGGACUCUUGCUUUAGAUAUAAAAAAAUAAUUCCUUCUUAAAUUAGUUGAAAAUAUGAAUAAUAAUCUUUAAAAAAAAGGAUGGGAAAUUCCCUAAUUAUAAACACAUUAAUUUUUACUUUCCCUUUCAUCCAUAACAUUUUCUACUAUCCCUCCAUUUUCUGUAAUAAUCAUGUGUUUUAUUAGUUUUCUAUUGAAUUGUUCCAAAACAUUUUUUUUUACAAAUUACUCUUGCUCAAGACAGACCAAUAAUCUUUUGUGCAUAUUACCUUGAAGUUUCAUUUUACUACUGAAAAUAACUUACAAUAAUAACACUUUUAAGAAAUCAUUUUUCUUUUGUUAUUCUUUUCAAAAUAAUUUUUAGCCCUAAAUCAUCAAACUUGUAAGCACUGUAAGUAGAACAAGAAUAUAAUUUAGUAAUAUGUAUGUAAAAUCUAUCGUACUUUUUUAAAAACAAUGUAUAUUCUUCCUUGAACAAUUAUUUCUUAUUUCUUAAUAUUCCUUUCAUUUUAAAAAUUCCGUUUUUAUUGGUAUUUUCUUUACUCUUUAACUUGUUUCAUGCCCUUGUUCUUUUUAGCAUUUUUUCGAUAUGUAUCAUAAUCUAGUAAUACAUGUUUUUAAAAUGUGUGAUCUAAUCAAGAUUAUCUCUUUAUCCUUAGUUUAUUUUACAAUUUAUCAAUAACGAUGUGAAUGUGCAAUUAUUUGGCUUUGGGUACUUAUAUCAAUUACAAUAAGAAAAACAACAAUGCAUCCUUCCCUAUUACCAAUUUUCCU
Physella acuta is the source of this 5052-nucleotide messenger RNA. RefSeq lists its product as uncharacterized. Gene Ontology annotation, biological process: intracellular signal transduction. NCBI's taxonomy places the organism in Eukaryota, Metazoa, Mollusca, Gastropoda, Physidae. The record is from RefSeq and is a predicted model, not a curated record.